AUGUCCUGGUCUGAAUAUCUGCGUGAAAUUGCGCAGAGAUUUGAGGAAGCAGCUGAAGAGUUAACGUCGGUAUUUGAAUUGCCUCCAGACUUACUGAAUGAUAUAACUGAGGAGGACGGCGAAAGCAUUCCAAGGACUAGUUCCUUUUUGUCUGAAAGAGAACAAUUGGUAGAGGAAGAUGAAGAGGAUGAGCGGAUCUUGCGUGGAGUUGACCUGAAUAAUCAAGAUUCGGUUCGCAAAAAGAUUCAAGAAAUACAGUCUCAAAAUGAAUUUGACGAGAAACGAAAGGCUUCUGUUAUGCAGAAACUGUUGAUGUCCGGUUAUGUAAAGUAUCGCAAGGAUAAGAAAAAACUUACAGUGACUGAUGAAAGCGGUUUAAACUUUAAGGAUUUAGAGCCGUCGUUUCAUGAUAAGGAACACGAUAUUUACGGGUGUAAGCAUUAUAUGCGUAAUUGUAAAAAGCAAUGCGCUGAUUGCAAACAAUGGUUUCCGUGCAGGCACUGUCAUAAUGAAGUGAGUGAUCAUACACUAAAUCGAAACGCUACCGAAAAUAUGCUAUGUAUGUUUUGCUUGAAUACACAACCAGCUGCUGAGAAGUGCAAGUUUUGUCGAAAGUCUAUGGCUCGUUAUUAUUGCAAAAAGUGCAAAUUAUGGGAUGAUGAUCCGUCGAAAACCAGUUAUCAUUGUGAUGACUGUGGCAUUUGCCGAAUAGGUCGUGGCGUGGGCGAUGACUAUUAUCAUUGCAAGAUUUGUGGUAUUUGCCUUCCUAUUGCUGUUUAUGAUACUCAUCGGUGCAUUGAGCGAAGCACAGAUUGCAAUUGCCCAAUUUGUGGAGAAUACAUGUUCAACUCGACGGAAAGAGUGGCUUUUCUCCCUUGUUCUCAUCCACUACAUCAACGUUGUUAUGGUGAUUAUAUAAAAACAAAUUAUCGCUGCCCAACGUGCUCAAAGACAAUAAUCAAUGUCAAUUCCAUGUUUCGCAUCUUGGAUAUGGAAGUUGAACGACAACCCAUGCCGUAUCCUUAUAACACAUGGAUUUCUACUAUACACUGUAACGAUUGCAGCUCUCGAUCUGAUACCAACUAUCAUUUUCUUGGACACAAAUGCAAAUCUUGUCACUCCUACAACACUUGUAUAUCAUCUAUCUACAAACCCCUUGAUCAUCCUCAAGUGUCUAUUCCGCGACUUGCGACUGCUGAAGAUGCUGGUAUGCGAAGGUUGAUGGGACACUCAUGGGAUUCCAAUGACGACGAAUUUGGCAUGUUUAGAUUUUAA
Molecule: messenger RNA, 1275 nt
Organism: Schizosaccharomyces osmophilus
Lineage: Eukaryota; Fungi; Ascomycota; Schizosaccharomycetes; Schizosaccharomycetales; Schizosaccharomycetaceae
Product: ubiquitin-protein ligase E3, implicated in DNA repair
Exons: 4
Coding region: 1-1275 (424 amino acids)
Biological process (GO): ubiquitin-dependent protein catabolic process; protein ubiquitination
Cellular component (GO): nucleus
Molecular function (GO): ubiquitin protein ligase activity; zinc ion binding
Source: RefSeq, a predicted model, not a curated record